Molecule: messenger RNA, 2184 nt
Organism: Menidia menidia (Atlantic silverside)
Lineage: Eukaryota; Metazoa; Chordata; Actinopteri; Atheriniformes; Atherinopsidae
Source: the annotation of a GenBank genome assembly
CUGGAAAAGACAUUUUGGCUCCAGACGCCUCGCUACGCAAUAAGCGCUCACAUCCGUGUGGAUCCAAGAUGGCGCCGGUUUCCUGGGAGAGCCCGGCCAAAACAGCCCCACUCAACGCGUUCAGUCGGCCGAAGUCAUGGCGUCCGCCAGUACAGGGAGCAGAGUGUCCUGCGGGAGAGAUUUGAAUUGCGUACCGGAGAUUGCGGAGACGUUGUCUGCUGUCGCCAAACUCGGCACGUGCGCAAUUACAAUGAUGCUGGAAACCAGUUUGAGGGGUUUGAUUUCCUGUGCAUGCCCCUGUUCCACCCGAGGUUCAGGAGAGAGUUUGAGCUGGAGCCCGCUAAAUCCCGCCUCGGUGCCCAGACCCGGUCAGACCUGCUGCUAUGUGGACGAGAUUGGAAUACUCUCAUUGUUGGGAAGCUCUCACCGUGGAUCGAUGCUGAUUCAGAAAUUGAGACAGAGCGCAGGAACUCAGAGGCUGCUUUAACACAAGAGCUGAACUUCUCAGCCUACCUGGGUCUGCCUGUCUUAAUGAUCCCCCUGAGGGGCCCUCAUAACGCCAAUCUAGCCCGAGUGCUGCUCAACCACAUCCACACGGGGCACCACACCUCAAACUUCUGGAUACAAGUCCCCCUCGUGGCGUCGGAGGACACGCGGGAAGAUCUGAUUGAAAACGAGCCGGCCACCUCUGCCGACGACACCAGCACGGAUGAGAAGACCUGGACCUGGUGGCACUCAUUAAGAACCCUUUGUGAUUACAACAAGAGGAUCUGUCUAGCCAUCGAGAUCGGAGCAGAUCUGCCGUCAGAAUCCGUGAUCGAUAAAUGGCUCGGAGAACCCAUCAAAGCAGCCAUACUUCCAACCAGCAUCUUCUUAACCAAUAAGCAGGGCUUCCCUGUCUUGUCAAAAGCCCAUCAGAGGAUAAUCUUGCGUCUCUUUAAGUUGGAGGCCCAGUUCAUCUUCACAGGCACCAGUCGGCACACUGAUAAGCACUUCAGGUCCUACCUGCAGUACCUGGAAUACCUCAACCAGAACAGGUCAGGACCCAACUCCUACGAGGUCUUCGCCAAAGGCUACGAGGACUACCUUCAGUCCCCACUGCAGCCUCUCAUGGACAACUUGGAGUCACAGACGUAUGAAGUGUUUGAGAAGGAUCCCAUUAAAUAUUCUCAGUACCAGCAGGCGGUGUAUAAGUGUCUCCUGGACCGAGUACCAGAGGAGCAGAAAGACACUAAUGUCCAGGUGCUGAUGGUGCUGGGCGCGGGGCGGGGUCCUCUGGUCAACGCGUCCCUGAACGCCGCCCGGCAGGCCGACAGGAAGCUGAAGGUGUACGCCGUGGAGAAGAACCCCAACGCCGUGGUCACACUAGAGAACUGGCGUUUCGAGGAGUGGGGGGACCAGGUGACGGUGGUGUCGUGCGACAUGCGGGAGUGGGCGGCUCCGGAGAAGGCCGACAUCAUCGUGAGCGAGCUGCUGGGGUCGUUCGGCGACAACGAGCUCUCCCCCGAGUGCCUGGACGGGGCGCAGCACUUCCUGAAAGGUCCCGCCUCUCUCCCCGUCCCCCACGACGGCGUCAGCAUCCCCUGCUCCUACACCUCCUUCCUGGCCCCCCUGUCCUCCUCCAAGCUCUACAACGAGGUGCGCGGCUGCCGGGAGCGCGACAAGGACCCCGAGUGCCACUUUGAGACGCCCUACGUGGUGCGCCUCCACAACUUCCACCAGCUGGCCGAGCCCAAGGCCUGCUUCACCUUCAAGCACCCCACCACAGACAUGAACAACAACCGCUAUCAGUGCCUCCGCUUCUCAGUGGGCUGCAACUCGGUGCUGCACGGCUUCGCCGGCUACUUCGAGACCACUCUGUACAAAGACGUCACUCUCAGUAUAAAGCCUGAAACGCAUUCCCCUGGAAUGUUCUCCUGGUUCCCCAUUCUCUUCCCACUCAAACGACAUCGCCGUGCGCUUCUGGCGCUGCAACAACGGGAAGAAAGUUUGGUACGAGUGGGCGGUGACCGAGCCGUCCUGCUCCGCCAUCCACAACCCGGCCGGCCGCUCCUACACCAUCGGCCUGUGAGGAAGCCCCCGCCGGCCCAGGAGCGCCUCCACCAGCCGCCCGCCCGGCGCCGUUUACCGCCGCCGGGUCAGAUCCACCGCCGCGUCUUCCAGCGACCCGAGGGAGACGCAGAC